UCAAUUUCACAAAGGAGGUUUAGUUGUACUGUUCCCUAGACUUCUACGUUCGUUUUCGACUUUAGGAAACACUGGUUGACUGUAUUCGUCGUGCACUGUUUAAGAGUGCCUACUUUGUCCAGAAUACCAAGACGACCAUUCUCCAUAUCUGGUAAACCAUUCACUACGAUCGAGUUAGUCCUUGCAGAUUGCUGCCGACCAUAACGUACUUGUGAGCAGACCAAGAGCUGUGCCCUGUAAGAGUACUUUUUCCUCGUAUGCCGAAGGUUGGAGGGAGUUCUACUACCGUUGGUUUCGUAGAAGGAAUGAUGGCGACGAACGCUACUGCUGAUGCUGUGAUGCCGGAAGAGGCCGAUGAUAGUCAAAAUCGGGAUCGCGUGGUACCCCAACCAGCUUCAACAAACCAGAUGUGCCAGUGGCGUGUGCCCAACGGUGCAGGUAGCGCUUGUGAUCAGCUCUGCACAGCUGGCCGAGAACUUCGACUUCACAUCUGGAAGCAACACCUGAAAGAAGGAUCAUACAGAAGCAGGAAGAAGCAAGACCCCGCUGAAUGCCGUUGCCUUUGGGAGGGAUGUGGCAAAACGUACACGUGUAACGAAUACCUCAAUAUGCACUUGCGCCAGCACACAGGGGAACUCCCCUUUACAUGCGAUCAUCAAGGCUGUGGUCAGGCCUUCGCUCGAACUUCACACUUGAGGCGCCAUAAGAGAUGUCACCCAGGAGGCAUAUAUUUCAAGUCUCCAAAGCCUGGCUGUUCUCCUUCAUGGCAUGCUAAGAAUGUAUCAGACAUAGAGCAGCCAUUACCAGGCAUCGAAGGUGCUUCUGAAGCAGAUGCAGCAUCUUUUGCUAACAUCAAAGAAUCAGCACCGAAAUCACAGAAGCAGGACCUAGCACCGUCACCACCACGGGAGUGGCACCCAGCAUCUCCACCACCACGGGGUUGGCACCCAGCACCGUCACCACCACGGGAGAGGCACCCAGUAUCUCUAUCACCACCACGGGGUUGGCACCCAGCACCUUCACCACCACAGGAGUGGCACCCAGCACCUUCACCACCAUGGGAGUGGCACACCGCACCUUCACCACAGCAGCACCAGCAGAACCCAGGAUCGCCAUCACAUAAGCAGUAUCGCCCAGCACCGCCACUACCCCAGCAGCAGCGGCAAGCACCGCCACUACGCCAGCAGCAGCGGCAAGCACCUCCGCCACUACGGGAGUGGCAACCAGCACCUUCACCACAGCAGCACCAGCAGAACCCAGGAUCGCCAAUUGCCCAGCAGCAGCGGCAAGCACCGCCACUACCCCAGCCGCAGCGGCAAGCACCUCCGCCACUACGGGAGUGGCAACCAGCACCUUCACCACAGCAGCACCGGAAGAACCCAGGAUCGCCACUACCCCAGCAGCAGCGGCCAGCAUCGCCACUACCCCAGCAGCAGCGGCAAGCACCGCCACUACCCCAGCACCAGCGGCAAGCGCCUCCGCCACUACGGGAGUGGCAACCAGCACCUUCACCACAGCAGCACCAGCAGAACCCAGGAUCGCCACUACCCCAGCAGCAGCGGCAAGCACCGCCACUACCCCAGCACCAGCGGCAAGCACCCACGCCACUACGGGAGUGGCAACCAGCACCUUCACCACAGCAGCACCAGCAGAACCCAGGAUCGCCACUACCCCAGCAGCAGCGGCCAGCACCGCCACUACCCCAGCUGCAGCGGCAAGCAUCACCACUACCCCAGCACCAGCGGCAAGCACCACCGCCACUACGGGAGUGGCAACCAGCACCUUCACCACAGCAGCACCAGCAGAACCCAGGAUCACCACUACCCCAGCAGCAGCGGCCAGCACCGCCACUACCCCAGCAGCAGCGGCAAGCACCUCCGCCACAACGGGAGUGGCAACCAGCACCUUCACCACAGCAGCACCGGCAGAACCCAGAAUCGCCACUACCCCAGCAGCAGCGGCAAGCACUGCCACUACCCCAGCACCAGCGGCAAGCACCUCCGCCACUACGGGAGCAAUGUACAUGUACGCGUUGGGAAUAA
Sycon ciliatum is the source of this 2042-nucleotide messenger RNA. RefSeq lists its product as uncharacterized. Gene Ontology annotation, molecular function: RNA polymerase II cis-regulatory region sequence-specific DNA binding; DNA-binding transcription factor activity, RNA polymerase II-specific. NCBI's taxonomy places the organism in Eukaryota, Metazoa, Porifera, Calcarea, Leucosolenida, Sycettidae. The record is from RefSeq and is a predicted model, not a curated record. Gene Ontology annotation, cellular component: nucleus. The coding region runs from base 258 to 2042 and encodes 594 amino acids. The transcript has a single exon. Gene Ontology annotation, biological process: regulation of transcription by RNA polymerase II.